AUGAACGGACACGCGGCGGAGGGCGCCAAGGCCGCGGGGCCGCCGCUGCCGCUCCGGGACGAGUUCGUGGUGCCGACGAUGCGGGAGGUGAAGGCGAGCAAGGUCGCGGUCGAGCUCGCGGACGCGGGGUGCACGUACAUGUGCGGGAACUCGCUCGGGCUCAUGUCCAAGCGCACGAAGCAGCUCGUCGAGGAGGAGCUCGCGGUGUGGGCGACCAGAGGCGUCGAGGGCCACUUCGACCACCCGCACGGGCGCAACUGGAAGGACAUCGCGGACCUCGUCACCCCGCACUUUGCGCAGAUCGUCGGCGCGAAGGAGUCCGAGGUCGCGUGCAUGGGCACCCUCACCGCGAACCUCCACCUGAUGAUCAACUCGUUCUACAAGCCGACGAGGGAGCGCUACCGCAUCCUCUGCGAAGACCACGCCUUCCCCUCUGACCAGUACGCGUUCGCGACCCAAGUCGCCGCGCACGGCUUCGACCCCGACGACGCCGUGCUCGCGCUCGCCCCGCGUCCGGGCGAGUUCACGCUCCGGACGGAGGACAUCCUCCGCACGCUCGCCGAGCAGGGCGACACCGUCGCGCUCGUCCUCUUCUCCGGGGUGCAGUACUACACCGGGCAGCUCUUCGCGGUCGCGGAGGUCACCGCCGCGGCGCGCGCCGCGGGCUGCGCCGUCGGCUGGGACCUCGCGCACGCCGCGGGCAACGUCCCGCUCCGGCUGCACGACUGGGGCCCGGACUUCGCCGUCUGGUGCACGUACAAGUACCUCAACUCGGGCCCGGGCGGCAUCGCGGGCCUGUUCGUGCACGAGCGCUGGGCGGACCUGCCCAUCCGCCAAGCGGGCUGGUGGGGCCACGACCGCGCGACGCGCUUCGCGAUGCCCCCGCGCUUCGCCGCGAUCCGCGGCGCGCAGGGCUUCCAGCAGUCGAACCCGUCCGCGCUCGCGACCGCGGCGCUGCUCGGCGCGCUCGCGCCCUUCGCCGCCGCGGGCUACAUGGCGCCCCUCCGCGCGCGCUCGCUCGCGCUCACCGGCCGCCUCGAGGCGCUCCUCCACCGCUCCCGCUUCUGGGUCCCCGUCGCGCGCGCGGCCGCGUUCGGCCAGGGCGCGAAGGAGGAGCAGCAGCAGAAGGUCGGGGUGACGAGCAUCACGCCCGCGGACCCGGCGCAGCGCGGGGCGCAGCUGUCGCUGCUGUUCGUGCCCGCCGGGCGCGGGGUGAUGCCCCGGGUGCUCGCGGGGCUCGAGGCGCGCGGGGUCAUCGUCGACGCGCGGAGACCGGACGUCAUCCGGGUCGCGCCUGCGCCGCUGUACAACACGAUGGAGGACGUCGAGCGGGCGGCGGCGGCGAUUGAGGAGGUUCUGGUGGAGGUGGACGCGGAGGGCUUGCCCCCGGUCGAGGCGGUGGUGGCGGCUGGUGGGGUAGAAGUUGAAGGGGCAUGA
Epithele typhae is the source of this 1437-nucleotide messenger RNA. Its product is annotated as kynureninase. Gene Ontology annotation, cellular component: cytoplasm. Bases 1 to 1437 code for a protein of 478 amino acids. Gene Ontology annotation, molecular function: pyridoxal phosphate binding; kynureninase activity. The record is from RefSeq and is a predicted model, not a curated record. NCBI's taxonomy places the organism in Eukaryota, Fungi, Basidiomycota, Agaricomycetes, Polyporales, Epitheliaceae. Gene Ontology annotation, biological process: NAD+ biosynthetic process. The transcript has 6 exons.